AUGCGUCUGCUCUUCAUACUUGUGGAGCUCGCCAUGCUGUUAGGCCGCCUUGAUUCGGAAGGAAUAUGCCUGCAUAUCACAGUGCCACAGAAGAUAGAGCCACGCAAGGGCGGAGAUUCAGAAGGGAAGGUGACUUAUGUCAUUACCAUCCAGGGGAAGCCCUACUCUCUGCACCUCAGGAACUACUCAUUUUUGUAUAAGAACUUUUUGGUUUACACAUAUAAUGAAACUGGAUCUUUGCAUUCUGACUCUUCACACUUUUUGGCACAUUGUCAUUACCAAGGAUAUGUUGAUGAAGUACCAAACUCUGUUGUGACACUCAGCAUCUGCUCUGGCCUGAGGGGAUUCCUGCAGUUGGAAAAUAUCAGCUAUGGAAUUGAACCCUUGGAGUCUUCAGCAAGAUUUGAGCACAUAGUUUAUCAAAUGAAGAACAACCACUCAAUGAUAGCAGAAAAUUACAGCCAUAUUUGGCAGGCAGGCCAGCUUGAUAAAGGCCCUUUCACUGAGCAGGAUAAAAAUCAUUCACAACUGUUACCUCAAAGUCUAAAAUUGCACAUUAUAGUGGGGAAGUUUUUGUUUGAUUAUAUGGGAUCUGACAUUAUGGCCAUAACACAGAAGAUUUUCCAGAUUAUUGGGCUUGUUAACACUAUGUUCACUCAGCUGAAAUUAAGUGUUGUGUUAGCCUCCUUGGAACUGUGGUCAGAUAAAAACCAAAUUUCUACUGAUGGAAAUGCUACUGAUAUUUUACAAAGACUUUUGGGCUGGAAACGAGAAUAUCUUACCCUACAGUCCAAUGAAAUAACACACUUACUCAUUUACAGGAGACACCCGAAAUACGUUGGAGCGGUAUCCCCUGGUGGAAUAUGCAGUGAAAGCUAUGUUGCGGGUGUUGGUAUGUAUCCAGAAGACAUAGGUUUGGAGGGACUCUCAGUGGUUAUUGCUCAACUGAUUGGCCUUCACAUAGGGCUAACAUACGACGAUGAUAAUAAUUGUUCCUGUCCCAGCGCUCCGUGCAUAAUGCAGCAGAGAGCAUUGAGUUCCAGUGGGAUGAAAACUUUUAGCAACUGUAGCUUGCAUGACUACAUGCAUUAUGCUUCAAGAUUUGACAUGAAAUGCCUUAGUGACCUGUCAAAUGUACAUGUAUUGCAACCAAAGCAAGCCGUGUGUGGUGAUGGAAUCAUGGAAGCCGGUGAGGAAUGUGACUGUGGUAACGAGACGGAAUGCCAAUUUAAAGAGUGCUGCGACCACGAGACGUGCAGACUAAAAGGCUCAGCGCAGUGUGGGUCUGGGGCGUGCUGCACACCCACGUGUGAGCUGUCAGCAGUAGGCACUCCCUGCAGAAAAGCUGUUGACCCAGAGUGUGAUUUCACAGAGUACUGCGAUGGAACCUCUAGCCACUGCGUCCCAGACACCUUUGCUUUGAACGGUCAUUUGUGCAGGCUGGGAUCCGCGUAUUGCUACAAUGGACAAUGCCAAGCUCUUAAUGACCAGUGUGUCAGUUUGUUUGGAAAAGGUUCUCAAGGUGCUUCCUAUGCCUGUUUUGAAAAAGUGAAUCUGCCACGUGAAAAUCAGGCAAACUGCGAUUCUAAAAACUCAUACUCGUUACCUUGCGGACAGCAGGAUGUUCUCUGUGGAAAAUUAGCUUGUUUUCGGCCACACAAGAAUUAUAAAAGCCCUAGUCAAUCCGUAGUGUAUUCGUAUGUCCAUGACAGUGUGUGUCUGUCCGUACCUCCUGGGUUGUCUAUGAGAUCAGACGGCAGAGACAGCGCGUACGUGGCUGAUGGCACUGUGUGUGGACCACAAAUGUAUUGCAUAAAUGGAACCUGCAAAGAAGUUAAUUUCACUGGAAACGACUGCAACGCCACCAAGAAAUGCAAAGGGAACGGGAUAUGUAAUAACUUUGGUAAUUGCCAAUGCUUUCCUGACUACAGGCCUCCAGAUUGUAAAUUACAGAUUGGAUCACCAGGGGGCAGCAUCGACGAUGGAAACGUUCUCAGAACUGACAUGUAUUUGACUGCAAAGCGCCUGAGUAAGCAUGAGGACAGCUGGGUGAUCCUGGGCUUCUUCGUCUUCCUGCCUUUCGUCAUAACCGUCCUUAUUGGGAUCAUUAAGAGGAACAAAAGGAAAGUCGUGCCUCAGAGAGAAGAGGAAAUGUGA
This is a messenger RNA of Apodemus sylvaticus (European woodmouse), 2157 nucleotides long. Its product is annotated as disintegrin and metalloproteinase domain-containing protein 18. Gene Ontology annotation, biological process: proteolysis; binding of sperm to zona pellucida; cell adhesion. The record is from RefSeq and is a predicted model, not a curated record. Gene Ontology annotation, molecular function: metalloendopeptidase activity. NCBI's taxonomy places the organism in Eukaryota, Metazoa, Chordata, Mammalia, Rodentia, Muridae. The transcript has 19 exons. Gene Ontology annotation, cellular component: plasma membrane. The coding region runs from base 1 to 2157 and encodes 718 amino acids.